AUGGCUGGCCCAGGUGGUGGUCCCCCACGACGCAGUCACACCAAGUCGCGCAAGGGCUGCGAGAAUUGCAAACGUCGACACAUCCGAUGUGACGAGAACUUCCCCCAAUGCCGCAACUGCACGAAGCACAAGGUUCGGUGCCCGUACAAUGAUUCGCCGCUCCCCGAUGAGAGGGCCGCGAGCCCGGAUAAGCCUGACCUUAUGUGGACUCCGGAGAUCGAGGCUGCCAUCGAGCAAUGGCAACGAUCAGGAGUCUUCCCAUUCCCGGGCCUGAACAUCUGCCCGGCACCCAUGCCCCAGUACUUCUCCGCGGAGGACCUUCGCCUGAUCUUCCAUGUGGCUGCUAUCUGCAAUGAGAUGAGUGCCAUUGACGCCAACGGUUUCACCUUGUGGACACGUCAAAUUCCCACGUAUGGCCCGGCCCUGUCUGUUGCCGACAUCCUCCAGAUCGGUGCGACUCACGGUUUCGUCAUGCAUGCCAUGCUCGCCUUCUCCGCCGAGCACAUUGCCUUCCUGACCACCUGCCCGCAGGUGGGCAACAUGGCCUACGAGCACCGUGGCAUUGCGCUUAAGGGGUUGCAAGAAGCCAUUGGCUCGUUCUCGCCCGAGAACUCUGACGCCGUUCUGGCUGCCUCUCUUGUGCUCUCGUGGCAGGCCACAGAUUGGCGAAGCUGGACCCAGCUGAUGCAAGGAACCUCCUCGGUCAUCGACGCCAUGGAACCAUGGAAGCGCACGUCCCAAUUCGGAGACUUCAUUGCCGAAAGCAGCACGUUUCCCACUGCUCCGCCAUCGCCCAGUCCGGAUCACCGGCCUCACCAGCCGCGCAAGGAGGACCUCGACGCGUUCCAGCAAACCAUCAACCAGCUCACCAAGGUCGAGGCUCAUUUGAAGCAGAACAGGGAGGAUGCCCAUCUGGUACAGCAGCUCGUAUGUUUCCUCAAGGGUGCACGCAAAGUCAGCCCCAUCCAGUCCAUCGAGGAUCAGUUCGACCGCCUCCGCCCGCUCCGUACCUGGCUCUUCUGGCUCCCCGUCAUGUGCCUGAAGGAGAAUGGCACGUCCCCUAGUGCCUUGAUCGUCAUUGCGCAUUACUACACGGCUGCGAUCAUGAUGGAACGUCUCUUUCCCGAAAUCGGUGCUGCGUACUUUGGCAGUCUGGCUAUUGGACCGGUGGAGGAGAUCGCACGAAGGCUGUUCUCGAUGAACGUCUCUGUGGGUAUUGAAGGUGACUUCCAGACGCCGUUGGCGCUCAUGGAAUAUCCUAUCGACGCCGUCACCGAGUUCCGCUCGAGGAUGGGCUGGGUUCAGCCGGCUCGCACGCAGUCCUUUCCGCAGUUCGACCAGGCCAAUUUCUAUAUGGACAUGAGCGACAACAUGUCGCAGGGCACGCCGCCUUCCACGACGUCCUACUUGCCGUACACCGACAACCCUCCAUUCAGUUGGAGCACCGAGGACCUUUCCAUGCUGGCACCUGAGCAGCAUGAGCAUGGCAGUGCCGUCAGCCCAUUGACGCUCUCGUCGCCUUUCCCCAGCGGACAGUAUUUGAACAUCCCGUCGCCUUCAUACGGAGGAUACAGUCCGGCUUCGUCAACCUUCGGUGAAGGCUCCGUCGCCUACAGUGAUCACGAGGAGUUCGGCUCCUUCGAGACGGGAAUGUCUGGCUAUCCGCCACUCGGCUCGGCAGGGUCCAGCAACUUUGGUCUUGGGUUUGUCUCUCCAAUCCAGGCCGUGUGGAUCUAG
This is a messenger RNA of Anthostomella pinea, 1737 nucleotides long. The record is from the annotation of a GenBank genome assembly. Lineage: Eukaryota; Fungi; Ascomycota; Sordariomycetes; Xylariales; Xylariaceae.